GAAGUUAAAAGGGUUCUUGAAUCCAGGGGACGCAGCAGAGUCCCCCUUCUCAUCUUCACCGCCCAUUGUUGGUAGCGAUAGGGAAGACGAAGACGCAGCCGCGGGAGAGGGAAUGAGGAGGUUCGAAGUCGCCGAGUUCUGAGCGAUAGCCUCGCGAUUGAGUUGUCGAUUUACCGCGACAGAGUCGUUCUCUUGACCAGCACCAAAAUCAAUAAACGCUUCCUGAUUAGUGAUAUCGAAAUCGUCGUCGCUGUCGCCCUGAAUGACCAAACUCGGCGGACGAAGGUUCUGAAAAGAAGAAGCACCCUGAUAGUCCGACAUGUGUCUGCUGCUGUUUUCGGAUAUCGCGCCUCUUGAUUCGGUCUAGGUCGACGAAGAUCUCAGGAACCCCCUAUUUCUGAACUAGAGGCUUGAGGAAUUAUGUCAUGGGGGUUUUCCCAGAGUUUGGGUCGCACAAAGCCUGGUUUCGUCGAUGGCGCGAGUCGUGAAAAAGAAGCCUGAUGAUGAGUUGGAAUGCGUUGACGUCGCGAUAUCCAUUACUUUAGCCAUUAGGUUGUGGAGGUGGACCGAUGGGGGGUAGAUUAGGAUCUUUCAGGGGUACUCCGGAAGACGCAGGGGUUAAAAAGCAGCCACAGAGCACUAUCCAUGUCUGGAAUAGCGAGUUGAUAAAUCCCUUGUCUUUGAUGUGGCGUACAUGGACACAAGCCUCAAAGUAGUCGUCAUUAGCUUCAUGUGGUUCUAUCUGGCUUCAAUAAUUAUUCCAACGUCCAUAAUCUUGACAUAAACAACGACGGAAGGGUGAAGGAGUCAUGCAGCAAACUAUUCUCCUUCAAUAAUGUCAAUUCGCGGCAUUCAACUGUUGCCAUGAACCACUUACACUCGCUUCUUUGUUCCAACCCAACACCUCGACUACUACUCGUUCGAAGCCUGCGAUAGCAAUUCAAUAGGAUUGCUACGCUCGACAACUUCUUUACCUUCUCGUGAUGGAAAACACUUCUCAUAAUAAGCGGGAUACCUCACCUACGCCUUCUUCAUCCCACCGACGAACCCCCUCGAACUCGAGCAUACUAUCCAAGUUCCCCUUUUUGAGAACGUCCCCCGAAAAGCGACACAACCAAACCGAAAAUGCAAUUGACGACAAUGGCAUUCCAACUUCUCCUCGUCCGGCCGCGCGACCAUCAGCAAGCGUGAUACAAUACCAAAGAACUCGAAGACGAAGAGGAUCACUUAGGAAAGCGGCGCUACUUGGUCGAGGGGCACAACGUGAGCGUAGGGAAAGCCGACCGUUGAGCAUUGAUACUUCACAUGCUGCUGCGUUUGGUCUCGACCCUAAUGCUGUAAAAACUGAAAGCCCAUCAUCGAUAGAUUCUUUGGACUUGAACCCGACGUCGGCCAAUGGUCAACGGAACUUGGUCAAUGGAUUCACCCCUCUCCCUGGAGGACUUGGGACAGCACCCGUACUUCCUCAGAACGGCACAGCAUCACAAAUAACUCGCCCAAUAUCACUUGCGGAUCAAGAUGGGGCAUCUUAUACAUCAACGGACGAAGAAGAUAUGCUCCAGAUUCCGGGGAGCUCGUCAACAAUUCGGCAAGGCCUGUCUAUGUCAUCUGGACAGGAUUCGUACUUUAAUAGUCUAGGUUCGGCCUCGUCCCACGGACGAAGGCGUCCAGCCAACCGGGCAAAGUCGCCAUUAUCAUUUAGUGGUCUUUCAUCAAACACACUCCCCGCUCACGAAGACUGGGACUACGCAGAAACAGAAUGGUGGGGAUGGGUUGUCCUAUGCGUGACAUGGUUUGUGUUCGUUGUGGGAAUGGGAUCAUGUCUUGAUCUCUGGAGCUGGGCAUGGGACGUGGGAAAGACGCCGUAUGCGCCGCCAGAGUUCGAAGACGACGAUACUCUACCAAUCGUGGGGUACUAUCCAGCGUUGAUCAUCCUCACAGGCGUUAUGGCUUGGGUAUGGGUUGUUGUCGCUUGGGUUGGUAUGAAGUAUUUCCGGCAUGCCAAAAUUAGCGGCGACUGAUGCAAGCGUUUGGCUAUUUCUGGCUUAAUAUCUAGGCUCGAAUUGAGUUCUGACGAGGACUUGGUUUGAUGCUAUUAAUGAUAAUAAAUGACAACUUAUUAAUAUCUUUGAGUA
Messenger RNA from Fusarium verticillioides 7600, 2135 nucleotides. RefSeq lists its product as hypothetical. The record is from RefSeq and is a predicted model, not a curated record. NCBI's taxonomy places the organism in Eukaryota, Fungi, Ascomycota, Sordariomycetes, Hypocreales, Nectriaceae. The coding region runs from base 984 to 2021 and encodes 345 amino acids. The transcript has a single exon.